AUGGCUCCCCAGAAGAGGUCCAAGGGCGCAAAGGCGUCAGAGAACAUCAACUCCAAGCUCCAGUUGGUCGUCAAGUCCGGCAAGUUCUCGCUCGGCUACAAGCAGGCAUUGAAGCAGCUCCGUUCCGGCCGCUCCAAGCUCAUCCUUAUCUCCAAGAACACUCCCCCCCUCCGCAAAUCCGAGAUCGAGUACUACGCCAUGCUCUCAAAGACAUCGGUGCACCACUACGACGGCUCGAACGUCGACCUCGGAACCGCCGCUGGAAAGCUGUACCGCGUGGGUGUGAUGUCCAUCCAGGACGCCGGGGACUCUGACCUUCUGCAAUCCGAGACUGCUUAG
This is a messenger RNA of Dioszegia hungarica, 339 nucleotides long. Its product is annotated as putative 60S ribosomal protein l30-1. Lineage: Eukaryota; Fungi; Basidiomycota; Tremellomycetes; Tremellales; Bulleribasidiaceae. Gene Ontology annotation, molecular function: structural constituent of ribosome; RNA binding. The transcript is spliced from 5 exons. The record is from RefSeq and is a predicted model, not a curated record. The coding region runs from base 1 to 339 and encodes 112 amino acids. Gene Ontology annotation, cellular component: cytosolic large ribosomal subunit.